Messenger RNA from Prorocentrum cordatum, 3683 nucleotides. The record is from the annotation of a GenBank genome assembly. Lineage: Eukaryota; Dinophyceae; Prorocentrales; Prorocentraceae.
UCGGUCGGUGGGGACCGCUGCCGCGGACGCGAAGCCCGCGGGCAGGAGGCGGCCCGCCGCGCCUGCGGCAUCGCAUGCGCCCCCAGGGGGCCGCCGGGCGCCCGGCAGCCGAGGCGCCCGAGGCACAAGUCGGGGGCGGACAGGAGAAUGGAGGAAAGCCCGCGCCCGUCGCAGACGACCUCGGGUUCCUGUGGGCCUGCGCCCCCAGCGCGGAGGCCGUCGUGCCCGCGGUGCGGCCCGGCGAUCUCGUGUGGGUGAGGCUGAGCAGGGGCCGCGGCUGCCGCGGCGCGGUGGAGUCCGUGCGCUCUGGCGCCGCGGUGCAGGGGCCAGGGGCGCCUGUGGAGGAGCAGCCACCACAGGCAGGCCGCCGCAGGCUCCGCGUGGACGGGAAGGGGCGGAGCUGCACGGACGUCGUCGUGGGCGUCGACUCGGAGAGCGAGGUGGCGUGCGGCUCUGAGAGACUCACGCGGAUCCUUCCCCCCGGGGAGCGCUGGGUCGCGGUGGUGCCCGAUACCCUGAGUUACAGGCACCUGGCGCGCACGCAGGUGACCCAGCAGGACUGCGUCGUCGAGCUCGGAAGUUCGAUUGGCCUCUGCACGGCCGUGCUGGCGGAGUCCGCGGGCUCGGUGCUGGGCCUCGACAUCAGCCUGGCGCAGCUGGAGGAGGCACGCCGUGCAUUUCCCGCCGUCCGCUUCGAGUUCCUGGACAUAUUCGAGGAGCACGCCCGUCUCCGUGGCAUGUCGGAGGCCGCCCGCUGCACGGCCGCGUUCGUGGACAUCAACGGCGACCGGGAGAUCGCGAUGGUGCUGCACGCGGUGGAGAUACUCCGUCGAUGCUGCCUGCCUCAGGUGCGGCUGGUGGUGGUAAAGUCGGAGGAGCUCUUCGCUGCCAUGGCCGGCGGCCGCCUCCUGCCCACCUGCUCGGCAGGGGAGCCGUGGCGCCAGCUGGCGUCCCCAGGGAGCUUCCUGAAGCCGUGGUGCCACCUGAGGGAGCCUCUGCCCCCCAGGCAGCGGAACGCAGAGGCCGCUGGAGCCCCGCCUGGCGCCCCAGCGGUCGGCAGCGGCCUUCAGCGCAAGAAGAAGCGGGCGCUGUGCGGGCGUGUGGCGGCCGCCGAGGGGCGCGCGGGGGGCCCGGCAGGCUCCGGCGGGGCGCGCCUGCCGCUGGGGCGGCUGGAGCGCGCGCUGGCACAGAGCGCCACGGCCCGCGGGGGCUUCCACUGCGCAGCCCCCUCCGCCGGAGGCCAGGCGGUGUGCCUCGUCUUGGACGAGGACGACCACCCGCUGGCGCGGAGCCACCGCGUGGCCUGCGCCUUCGGGGACCUGGCCUCCGCCCAGGGUCUGGCCAGGGCCACGGCGGGCGCCGCGCCGGUGCUGCUGGGGCGCGGGGGCGCGCGCUCGGCGGUCUACGAGUUCUGGGGCCUCCUGAGGGUGAUCGACGUGUUGCCGGUGGACCACCCCCUCUAUGCCGAGCCCGCCGUGGGCGCGGCGCUGCGGGCGCUGGCGACCCGCUCGCGCUCGCGCUCGCGAGGAGCGGCCGCCGCGGCGGAGGUGCACCUGCUGCGCCUGGGCCCGCCCGAGCCCGCGGCGGAAGGCGGCCCGCCGCCCGCCUCUCCGGACGAGCUGCUCGAGCUGAUCCUCCGCCCCGCGGGCGCGCGGGCGCCCACGGCGGGCCCCGCGCCCGGGCGCGCGAGCUGCGGCGGCGCAGCGGCCGCCGCGCAGCCGGCGCUGGUGGCCGGUGUGGCGUGCGCGGCCGCGGUGCUGCUGCUGGUGUGGGCGGCGAGGGCCUCGAGAAAAGGCUGGCUGGCGCGAGCCGAUAUGCCGCGCCUUGGGCCACUGCGGCGGCCACUGGCCGCCGUCCUGCUCUGCCUUGCGGGGAGGUGCUCCGCCGGCAGCGCCAGCCGCCCACUGGCGGACCUCGCGCGGGCCAGGGAGCGCGUGCCGCGAGACGCUUGGAAGGGCCACGACUUUGCCUCGAUGAGCGGCGUGCUGACGCUGCGUCUCCGCGAGGCCGGCUUUCGCGUCCGGGACUGCUCCAGCUGGUCGGCCUCGGAGCUCCAGGAGCUGCAGCGGCGCAUCUUCCAGGAGGCGGAGGCGGAGCUUCUGGCGGUCUACUCGGCCGCGGCGGACAACCGCCGGCAGCGGUUUGGGAGCCUGGGCGAGCUCGAGGCGCACUGGGCGGCGGUGGACGGAGCGGCGGAGGCGGGGCAGGGGCUGCGCGAGGUGCGGCGCGACGGCCUGUGCCACGAGGCCGUGAUGUGGUGGGUGCACCACCUCGCCAGGCCGACGCAGCGGCGGCUCGCCGCCGAGGGGCUCCUCUUGCCCUCGCUGCCGACCGCCAGGCACGCGCCGCGCGCAGCAGCGCGCGCGCUGGCAACCCCCGAGAGCGUGGUGCACGCGGAGUACGCCCAGCAGGUGUCCUGCCAGCAGUGCCACACCGGCAGGAUCGGGCCGCCGCUCGACAACGCCACGCUGCCGCCCCCGCUGCCCGUCGACGCCGCCCACCCAGGCAGGGAGCGGGUGCGGUCCUGCGAUUUCCAGGCGAAGCCCCCGUGCGGUCCGUGCGACGGCCUGGGGGGCCGCCGCUGGGGCGACGACCCGGAGCAGAUGACACCGAUGCCGUGCGAGGCCAUCCACGGGCCGGAGGUGCCCCGCUCCACGAAGGGGGCCUACCCCCCGCUCGCUGCUGCGAGGCUCACGGGCGACACGCGCUGGCCGCUCGGGCCCAUGCCGGUGCUCCCAUGCGAGUACCACAACCUGAGCGCCCGUGUCUACUUCGGCUGGCACGGGGACAUGAUGCGCAUGCGCUACGACUUCGCUGGGAUGGGCACCGAGGUGGACUCGCAGACGCUGGCGCAGGCGAAGGCUGGCGACCCGGGCGCGAGCAUCCACGCCGACGCCUCAGGCCUCGUCUGCGCGUGCACCCCUGCGAUGGCUGGCAUCAUGCACAUCAGGAGUUUCGAGCCCGACGACCCCCUGGACACCCUCAGGCUCCCGCCGGAGCAGGGCGGCGCGGCAUACCUUGGCAAGGUCCGGGUGCACCUGGACGGGGACAGCCCGGAGACGAACGGGACCGUCCGGAUCGCGGACCACUACAUGAAGUGGGCGUUCCACCUCCUGGUCGACGCCGACGAGCACAGCCCGACGUUCCGGCUCCCGCUGCGCCUGUACGGAUCGCUCGGCGUGCGCCAGGUGUUCGACACCUGGCAGGUGGGCGACCCCGCCGUGGAGCGCCCCGACCUCUGGCUGCUGUCGCCGCGCUGCAACGUCACGGCCCCUGCGUGCGCCAACUUCCGGCCCCAGGUCGCGGACCUCGUGGGAACGCUCUUCGGACCAGGGCCGUAUCUCGAAUCGAGCAUCUCGGCGGACUGCGCUGGCGCCGGCGGGCCGGCAGACCGCCUUGAGGACCCCAGCGGCAGCGGACCCCACCAGCUGCGACCGAGCUUCCCCCCGAUCCCGGAGGGCUGCGCCGCCGGCGCGGCGCCGCCGUCCCCGCCGCCUGGCGCGGCGGCGCAUGACGACCUGCUCCUCGCCGGCAUCCUGGACGGGCUGCCGUCGCCGAAGGCGCGGCAGGCGCCGGGGCGUCUGGGGCAGCGGCCGCGCCCGGCGGCCCUGGACCUCACGCGGACGAGCGCCGCCGACGACGACAUCCUCGCGGGCCUCCUGGAGGGCGUGAGCCUGCCGUGA